Messenger RNA from Pectinophora gossypiella (pink bollworm), 360 nucleotides. RefSeq lists its product as uncharacterized. Lineage: Eukaryota; Metazoa; Arthropoda; Insecta; Lepidoptera; Gelechiidae. The record is from RefSeq and is a predicted model, not a curated record. The coding region runs from base 1 to 360 and encodes 119 amino acids. The transcript has 2 exons.
AUGCCAUAUGACCACAGGACACUUCAUUUGAGAAGACGAGACUCUAUUCCUCUUCAUCAAAUUCACACGAUGCCACAAUCUUUUAGAAGGUGGAACAAAGAUGACGACGUGAACUACAGAAAGACAAGAGACAUUUUUAUCGAUAGAGGUUACGAUGUACCCCCAAAUUUAGAUUCAGUCAUGGAUACCCUUAGAAGUGACAGAAGUGAUCCAAUGAGGGACCAAAAAGCAGAUCAGUUGAGAGAUGUUCGGGAUCAGAAGAAUAUGGAAAGCAAGCAGUCACAACUGGAGAAGUUUCGACGAGAAUUGAGAUGGUUAACGAUUAACACAGAUGAAGGUAUCGGUAUAGGUAUACGAUGA